This is a messenger RNA of Rotaria sordida, 1962 nucleotides long. The record is from the annotation of a GenBank genome assembly. NCBI's taxonomy places the organism in Eukaryota, Metazoa, Rotifera, Eurotatoria, Philodinida, Philodinidae.
AUGUCUGUUUGUCAAUAUUAUUUACGCGGUAAUUGUCGAUACGGAAAUCGAUGUCGAUUGCCACAUGUAAAUAUCGAAGAGUCACACGCAUUUAAUCCACAUGGUGCAUCACAUCGUUUUCGUCCUCCUCGUCCAACAUUCAAUCCAAACUAUAAUUAUAGAGCACCAUCUUUCGGUCAUAUAAAUCAUAAUGUCGAAAAUACAUUUGCAUCUCAACAACAGAAUUCGAAAAAGACUCAAAUUAUAACAUGGAUCAGUGAAAAUUUUGCAAAUAAAGAAAAAGCACUAGAUAUCUUAGGUGAAUUGCGAGCAGAAGCCAGAGUAUGGCAAAAAUCAAUUGAUUUUUGGCGAUUUACAUCAAGAUCAUUAUUUCCUGGUGGACAACCGUUAGAAGGUUGGUAUGAUCAAUCAUUUGAAGAAAUUAAAUGGGCAUAUCGAUGGAUGACAAAUCAAAAUCAACAACAUAUCUAUAAAAAAACUUAUUCAGAAUAUUGGGAAAAUACUGAACGUCAACUUCUUGGAUUAGUGAAUCUUGAUCUUGAUACACUUAAAUUAUUUAAACCAUUUAUUGAUCAAUAUAUAGCAAGUAAUCAUCAACCAUCGAAAAUAUUUGCAACAGAUAUUGAAAUGACAGAUAUUAAUGAUAAUAAAAUUUCGAAUGUUAUUUCUCAAACACAAACAACAAAAACAACACAUUAUACUCCACAUGAUCUACUUCUUGAUGAAGAACGUGCUGCUUAUGAAAGCGAUACAUUUGAAUUUGGACAAAUACCUAUUCAUGCUCCUCCACAACAAUUUUAUCUUAUCGUGUAUUUUUCUUUUGCAGCAACACUUUUUUUACUCAGUAAAGCUUGCCAUGGUGAUUUUAAAGAUGGAAUUAAUCCAAAUGUAAGUUACAUUCCUAAUGAGCCUGAUCUACUUGAAUUUUUAUUCACUAAUCCAAAUGAUAAUGAAAUGAUUGAUCGUCUUCUUGGUUGUGCUUAUGGACAAGCUCUUGGAGAUGCUUAUGGUCUAUCGACUGAAUUUGAAACACGUGAAAAAAUUCGACGUAAUUAUCCAGAUACUUCAAAAUUAAUUCCAUUUCCUAACUAUAUUACUACUGCACACUCUAGUCGAUGGAAACGAGGUGAUUGGACUGAUGAUACUGAUCAAUGGAUAUUAAUUCUAGAAACAUUAAUUGAAGACAAUGGUAAUGAAAAAAUAUUUGCUAAGAAAUUAAAGAGAUGGAUUGAACAUGGUUUUAUAGAAUUAGAUGAUUUUGCUGGAAUGGGAUUAGGAGCUAAUGUACAGAAAGUAGUUUACAGUGAUGGAUAUCUUAAUGAUCCACUCAGGAUAAGUGAAAUGGUAUGGAAACAAAAUAAUUGUCAAGCAGCACCAAAUGGAGCUGUAAUGCGAUGUUCGGCAUCAGCUUUUGUUCAUUAUAAUGAUUUAGAAAAGGUUAAAUCAACAACUAUAUUAAUGUGUAAAACUACACAUUUUGAUCCUCGAUGUAUUGCGUCAUGUUUAGCUAUUUGUUUGACUAUUGCUCAUCUUAUAAAAAAGAAAUUUCAUGAUAAUGAAAUUGAACAACUUAUUAAAUAUGUUCAAGAUGAAACAAUUCAUAUACUUGAUAAUAAUCUUUCAUCAGAACAUUGUAAAUUAUUUUUAUGGUAUACAGAUCAAUCUCGUACUUUAGAAGAAUUAGAAUUAGAUAAACCGAAUAGUAUUGGUUUUACAUAUAAAUGUUUAGCAUCAGGUUUUUAUGGUUUAAGAUCGAAAUAUUCAUUUGAAGAAACACUUAAUAAUUUAAUUCGAUGUGGAGGUGAUGCAGAUACUAAUGGAGCUGUUUGUGGUACUAUGUAUGGAGCAAGAUAUGGUUAUAAAACAUUACCUAUUAAAUGGUUAAAAGCUAUGCCAUAUAAAAAAUGGUUUGAUCAAAAAAUACUUAAAUGUCUUGAACGAAUGAAUUUAAUUCACACUUAA